UAUCGCACUGUUUUCAAGACAAAUACCGCUUAACUUCGAGAUAACGUUAUGUUUAAUCCGUAUUCCACUAAAACAAUACAGGUUCAUUCCUCUAUAUAUUGAGUCUUCUAGCAAUUGAAGCAAUCUAAUCGACACUGCGCACAAGUAUCCAUCGCGCUAUAGAAAUCUAUAAACAGUGGCGCGGACAGCAGCGCGGCCGCGGCCGUCUCACCAGCUUGACGUCGCGCGCCGGCCCGCGCGGAUUCAGGGACGACGAAGACUCGCCUCUGUCGUCCAUGUUUGUAGAGAGAUACCUGGGUGGUUCGGGCCAAAUUCCCUGGACGCCCCAACACAUUGACGAGAUACUCGGGCGCAUCGACUGGGAGGUUGACGACGGGGAAUGGCGAGAGCGGCGGCUGCGACGGGUACGUGAUGGAGAAGAAGGCCGAUGGUGCGGCGAAGGGGAAGGGCAAGAACACAGGCAAGACACAGGCGUCGUCGACCAUGCUGUCGACGGACCGGCUGAUCAAGUCGCUGGUGAUGGUGCUGCAUGCGGAAACGAUUGAGAUGGCGUUCCCAUAUCUGACGCUGCACCGACAGUGCUGGCGGCUGCUGCGUCAUGUCGAGGGCGCGUGCGACGAGGUGCUGCGCGGGCUGUACAUGCCCGCGUAUAUGAGCGGGAAUCGGAGCUGCUGUUCGUGGUUGGCUACAUCUUCCGGGCCGCCUGUGAGGCGCCCGCUCCAACACGCCGCAAAGGCCUUCAACGGCUAGCUGGGCACCGGGGAGCUCGCGCUGUCGCUGGAGGUGCUGAGGAGAAUUGGGCACAACGUCGAGUUUGUCCAGGAGCUGCGGACGUGGCGGAGGAGGAGGAGAGAGAGGGAAAAUACUACCAGGGUAGGAACACCUCGACAUCUACAGCUAAGUCAAGCCUCCUACUACUCCUACA
This is a messenger RNA of Parathielavia appendiculata, 925 nucleotides long. RefSeq lists its product as uncharacterized. The transcript has a single exon. Lineage: Eukaryota; Fungi; Ascomycota; Sordariomycetes; Sordariales; Chaetomiaceae. The record is from RefSeq and is a predicted model, not a curated record. Bases 412 to 750 code for a protein of 112 amino acids.